AGAGGAGCGAGAGGUCCGAGAGACAGUACGGACUGAAAGUGAGCAGGAGGCCAAUCUCUGGUAAAUUCUCUGAUAAGAGAAAAUUCAAAGGAUAUAUGCUGGCAUGGAUGCAAAGGAGUUCACGGGGAUCACGUUCGAAAACCGUUCCGGUGUCUUCAACUCUCUCAAGCGUACCAAGAUAAGAAGGACUUCACUCAAUUCAGAUGGACCGGGCGGACUUUACACGAAGCUCUCGCCGGACGGUUCCCCACCACCGAGCCAGGAGCCUCGCGCCCGUCAGUUCCAGGUAUGCAGUCAGGCUAAGAUGGCGAACGUCCCCUGGCCCAACAGCAAGGAUGACUACGAACUCAAGGAGGUGAUAGGUGUCGGCGCGACGGCCGUCGUACACGGCGCCUUCUGCAAGCCGAGGGAGGAGAAAUGCGCCAUCAAGAGGAUCAACCUGGAAAAAUGGAACACGAGCAUGGACGAACUUCUGAAGGAGAUCCAGGCGAUGUCGUCGUGCAAUCACGAGAACGUCGUCACAUAUUAUACGAGCUUCGUCGUACGGGAGGAACUUUGGCUUGUACUACGUCUACUCGAAGGCGGAUCUCUCCUCGACAUAAUCAAGCAUAAGAUGCGUUCCGCCAACUGCCGCCACGGGGUCUUCGACGAGUCGACCAUUGCCACCGUCCUCAAAGAGGUGCUCAAAGGCCUUGAGUACUUCCACAGCAAUGGACAAAUACACAGGGACAUCAAGGCGGGGAAUAUUUUACUCGGCGAGGACGGCACAGUGCAAAUAGCCGAUUUCGGCGUGAGUGCCUGGCUCGCAACCGGGCGGGACUUGUCCAGGCAGAAGGUACGCCACACUUUCGUUGGUACGCCUUGUUGGAUGGCACCUGAGGUUAUGGAGCAGGAUCACGGUUACGACUUCAAAGCCGAUAUCUGGUCAUUCGGGAUCACGGCGAUUGAGAUGGCGACAGGCACGGCACCAUACCACAAGUACCCGCCUAUGAAGGUGCUCAUGCUUACGCUUCAGAACGAGCCACCUACACUCGACACAGGUGCAGAGGAGAAGGACCAGUACCGGGCAUAUGGGAAGACUUUCCGUCGCAUGAUCAUCGACUGCCUACAGAAAGACCCUGCCAAACGACCUACGGCCACCGAACUUCUAAAGCACCCGUUCUUCAAGAAGGCCAAGGACAGGAAGUACCUUCAGCAGACGCUUGUAGCAAUUGGGCCUAGCUUGGAGACGAGGGUGCAGAAAGCAGCGAAACGUCAGCCUGGCACGUCAGGCAGGCUGCACCGUACGGUGACCGGUGAGUGGGUUUGGUCUUCCGAGGAAGAAGGUGGACUUUCAAGCGAUGAAGAGGGAACUGAAAAACCGAUGAACAACUUGGAGGAAGGCUCUUCAGGGAGUGAGAAGGACCUGACUGAAUCAGAAGGCGUAUCACCAUUGAACCUCGUCCUUCGUAUGAGGGUACCGAAUUUGUGCUGUAACAUUGUACUGCCAACGCAUUUGAAUGCCAAGAGGGAGCUGAACGACAUCAGGUUCGAGUUUGCCGUCGGUAAGGAUUCGGCAGAGGGUAUUGCGGCCGAAAUGGUAGGCGCGGGUCUUGUUGACCCACGCGACAUGAUCGUAAUCGCCACCAACCUGCAGAAGCUGAUCGAGACCCAGGGGACCAAUUCAGUCACGUUCCAGCUUAAUUCUGGUAUAGCGCCGAAUGAGACUAUGAGUGAUGUGGCGCUCAUCGGCUUUGCGGCCAUCUCGAUACUCGAAUAAAACUGGCCUCGGAGCUCUCCUUUGCCCCUGCACCGCAAAAAACCAGCCGACUAACAAAUUAUAAAAAAUAAAAUAAAUGGAUAAUAAAAAAAACUGGGGGAAAAUUAGGAACAAUUGAUUUUUCUUAGAUUUAAAUUGUAAAUAAACGGAAAAACAAUUUUUAGUGUCUUUGCCGUAUAUUAGACAAUUUUUAGUAGAGGAGAAACAAAAAAAAUUUUUUUUAAAAUAAUUUCUAAAAUUACGAAUCACAGCCUCAUGCCAAAACAAAUUAAUUCACAUACACACUCUGUCUAGGAAGGACUUUAAAAAAAACGUUCUUGUGAAUAUUCAUUGCAAUAAUGAUCAACUCCCAAGGACACCUGGAACUGACGACUUCUAUUCAGUGAAAAUUUAUUUAUUUUACUUCUAUUUUUAAUUUUAUUUCCUCAUUAUCCAACUAAAAAGGGCAAGGCUUAUAUAAAAAUAAUUUAAAUAAUAUAUUUAUGUUGUUUUUUGUUGUUGUUUUUGUUUUGUUUUUGUUAAAAAAAAAAAAAAUGGACAAAAUCUAUGGAAUAAUACACUAGUCAGUUGAUUUUUUGGAAGCUCUAACAAAAACAGAAAAAAAAUGUAUAAAUAAUAUUUUUAAAAAAAUUCUCUGGCCUUUAUGACCGAUUAAUUGAUUAAUAUUAAUGAUAAUUUAUAAAAUUAUAUUUUAAAUGUACUUAAUUAAUUUAUGUGUCAUGUGUGUAAAUAUUCUGUUUUAUAGGUAAAAAUGCAAAACGAAAAGGUAAAAGAAAAUAAUAAAUAAAUAAAACUGGGCCCUCUGCUUUUAAUAAAGACCGAAACCCUUGGUUCACAAAGGAUCUGAACUUA
Molecule: messenger RNA, 2611 nt
Organism: Cimex lectularius (bed bug)
Lineage: Eukaryota; Metazoa; Arthropoda; Insecta; Hemiptera; Cimicidae
Gene: fray
Product: serine/threonine-protein kinase OSR1
Exons: 11
Coding region: 104-1759 (551 amino acids)
Biological process (GO): protein phosphorylation
Molecular function (GO): protein serine/threonine kinase activity; ATP binding
Source: RefSeq, a predicted model, not a curated record